AUUUCGCGGGAAUAAGAGCACGUUGGACAUCAUGGAAGUUUUUGCUGGAACUCUGCAUUGAUGUAUGAGAACUAAAAACGCAUUAACAAGAAAUUGAAACAUGUUUUACACGAAGUUGUUUUCCAGCAGAGAUGCUGGAAGUUGUGACAGGGUAAUGUUUCAUCUGGUAUCAGUUGUAACAGUAAUUGGGCACGUGAACAAUGACAGAAUCAGCCCAAAGUGAUAUAUUUGACACCAGUUUCUGGCCUCAAAGAUCAUUAUUUUAUGGAAAAUUCAGGACUAAUAAACAGUGUAGAUAAUAUUAAUAUAAACCCCCAAAAUACCUGUGCCACAAUUGCUAGUGUUCGGGUACCAAAAACAAAUGCAUCAAAAUUAGGAAAACUUGAAAGCCAAAUUCAGGAAAACAAGGAACAGAUUAUAUCAGAAGAACUGGGUGACAAAACUAGUAUAAAGGACAAUGAAAUCAUAAAUGGAGAAAUAAUGGGUGGAAUGCUGAGCCAGAUUAGCUCCUUGUUUUCUAGGAGUGAUAGCAGUACAAGUGUUGUAACAUCUGAUAGAUCAACACAUGAAACUAGUUUGUCGUCACAACAAUCUUAUUCAUCACUUACACCUGAUGGUAAUGUAGAAUAUUGUGUACCAAUUGUCGGGUAUGAAGUAAUGGAAGAACGAGCUCGUUUCACGGUGUUCAAAAUAAAAGUUCAAGAACAAAUAAAUGGAGCAAGUUGGUUUGUAUUCAGAAGAUAUACUGACUUCAUUCGUUUGAAUAAAAAAGCAGUGUGUGAAAGUUUGGAGGAAAGUGUAUACUUGCUGACGCAAAAGCUGAAGGAUAGAGAAGCUGAAGUUAAGCUUUUAGAGGAAGAAAUCAGAAUACUGCAAUCUCAACAAGAAAUCUUGCUCAAAUCCCUCAAGCUAGAAUGUUCACUAACAAUGCAGAGUGUAGGAUUGUGUCCACAGAUGUUGGGUCCACUGACCUCUAGCCCCAAAACUCGCAACUGCACUUCUCAACGUACUUCCAGCCUUCAUCUUGUAUCUGCUCAUCUUCUUCGUCUACAUCAUCUCAACAUGGCUCUGGUCAAUAUGCUUGAAAAGUCUCAGAAAUAUUGGUUUCAGGAAGGUUUAUCAACACUAAACCAAAAUGACACAUUAACAGAGAUAGCUGCAAGAUUAUCAGAAAGAUCCUCAAGCUAUUUGGAUACAAGAGGGCCAUUCUUUGGGAGUUCAAUUUGUCCUCGAGUUGUUUCUAAGUCUCCAUCUUUUGAAGAUAUUCCUGAAAGAUAUGGUGGUGAUGGAUGUACUGAGCCAGAAGAAAGGUUACCACCACUAGGAGGUAUUGAAAAUCCACCUAUUUUGGAAGAAGGAGAUAAUGUUCAAACAGUCUCUGGGAGAUACGAGGAUGUUAAUACUUCAGUUAUAUGCGAAAUGUUUCCUGUUGUUUCUGAAAAAGGAAGUUUAGAUGAGCCAUUAGCAGAAAGUAUGAAAAUGUUUGAACAGGUGCCUUGCAAUGACAGUUGUAAAGUGUUAAGUGUUUGUACUCAUCCAAGUGACAAAAUUCUGACCAAAACUGAUUUCUCUUCUCAAAGUGAAGUAGCGGAGUUAUAGUCUUGGUUCGUUGGACAGUUUUGAUUUUCUUUAACUAGUUUUAUUUUUCCAAGAAUUGACGUAGUGAAAAGAAAGUUAACUUACAUUUAUGUGAAGAACUUCAAAGAUAUUUAUUGUGAUAUCUAACGUUUUUUUUGUAUGAACUCUGAAAGAAUUUGAGAUAAUAAUGACACAAACUUAAGUGUUACGCUGUUUUAUAGUCUGUGAACACAAGAAUGGUACAUUGUUGUAAUAUAUUCAGUAUAGAAAAUUAUUGGAACUAGUAAUAUUUUUUAGUCUAGUUCCAGUUUUAUUAGAGCUGUUUAUAAUGUACAUUAAGCACUAACUAAUUAUUAACAUAAAAUUAUACAUUAGUUCACCUGUUCGUUGAAGUAGUGUCAAACUCUCAACCAAGAUAGAAAUUAUAUUGUAGAGUGUGUUUGUGUGACUAAACAGUCUGUGAUUAUUAGUGCCUAGUUUUUGUGAUGCAUGAACAUGUUGCAUUCAAAGUUGGAAUUCAUGAAAAUUGAAUUUCGUUUUUUUUAACUUUUUUCACACUGGAUGUUUGUGGAUUUGUAAACAAAACAAAUAUACAUUGUUUAUAAUUGAGGUCUAAAGGUAAAAGGCUACCAUCAUUAAUUAUCUUUUAUAUACUUGUAUGUUUUAUAAAAACUUGUUUCAGCAUUUGUGCUUGGAGAGAAAGGAAAUUAGCACUGAGAGAAAAAUUGAAUUUUAUAACCUAGCCAGUGUAUCCAGGUUUCGAUAUAAAGCUUUCUGUACUUCUCACAAAUUAGCCAUUCAUUGUUCAAAUUCAUUUAUCACUAUUAACAAUAGUUUUAUAUGCACAGUUAGACAAUUUAAAUAUAAAAAAUUUAAAACAAACUUCUUUAAGUAAAUGUUCUGUAAAGAGUGACAGGAAAUCUCUUGAGUAAUGCUUUUGGAUGUUUAUGGGUACGUGUGCUUCACAAAUUUCUGUAUUUAUAUCACUGGCUGUAUACAAAAAUUGGUUAAAGUUAAAAAUGCAAAACUCUGUAAUCAGAGUACGUUCAAAAGGGAGUUGUUUUAAUAACUUCAAAUUAUGAUUUAAGAUGCAUCUGCCCCAAGUAAUUUCAAGAUCUUUUUGUAAUGAUACUGUACAUAGAAUAAGGCAAGUUUAUCCUUUAUUAUAACAUUUUGUAUACCAAAAUCCAUAGUUUUAUAAAAUAAAAUAAAAAACCUUCUUAAUUACCUUCUUUUAUCUGUAAGAUUUAAAAUAUUUUUCUUUCCUGCAAGUGCAGCAUGUUUCUGUGCUUGUGUGAUUUUACAGGCACAUUUGAGUUGUAAUUCCAUUUAACAACUAAAGCUGUUAAAAGUUUAAUUUUGAGAUUGUUAGUUUGUGUUAUAUGAUACUUUCUUUACUCGGUUUACAGUCAAACAUAAUAUAAUAGCAUUUCGACCAUGCAUCUCGUGCUGCUCGAAACUGCUGACAACUCCUUUUGCUUGAUACCGGAGUUUAAUCAACAUGAGGCAUUUUGUAUUAUACUGAUUGAUGUUUAACUAGGCAACAAAAAGUAACAUUUGAAAAACAUAACUAACCAAAGUGACAAUACAUUUCAUUAUUGGAACAGUUCAUGGAUUUUUUUAGAAUUAGAUACAUGUUGCUUGUACAAAUUAAUUUGCAACUAUAGGCAUUUCACUGUAGUAUUGUUUUGUUCUUCCACUUCGGUGAUAUAACAGUAAAAUAGUUUAAUUUAGAAGUUUCAUGACAUUAAGUUGAAGCCAAAACUUUUGAUAUUUUAACACGUGUAUUAUCUACUUGGCCUUAAAACAUGAAACAAAAAUAAACAUUUAUUAUUACCAAAUAUUUUUUACUUUUGUACAGUUGGAAGAGUUAAAUUUGUGUCAAUGCCCGCACUGUUCUCUACUUCCCGACCUAGAAUACUGUGAAAAGGCUUAAGAGUGCUAUUUAAGUCUUUCAGAGUGCACACGUACUUUAGUUUGUAACAUUUCAUUUUUCUGAACUGUUGUUUUGCAUUUAAUUAUUCUUUUAUCAUUUUGAGAAUUUAACUUACCAUUUGAUCAAACUAGUUGGAUGAUAUUAUUUAACCUAGACAAAAGAACUAAAUUUUAGUUUUAGUGCAGUUUGAAUGCUAGGUGGAAUAACGAACUGCUUAAUCUACUCUGUACUGCUCAGCUUGAGAACUGUUUGAUUUAAGUACAGGUAUCUUCAGCUUUUACUCUCGAGAUCAGUAAAUUCUUCUUCCUGGUGUGCUAUCUCUUGUAAUCACAUGCUGGAGUUUACUUGAAAAGUUGAUUGAUUGUAUGUGUAAUACAAAAAUAGCAGUCAUACAGCACAUAAUUAUGUUACACGAACCAUGUUUCAAAAUGUCUCAAGCUAUCAAGUCUGUAUAAAAUCAAGACAACCCCAAUAGAGCAACAGAUUUACCUUCUUAAUUAUGGGCCAAAUAGCCAGGUUAGAGACCUUUUAGAGUCAUCCGUAAUUUUGGACUACUAACCAGAGGGAGGGAGGGUAGCAAAGUUAGCAGCACCUACUGUCACACGUGCUUUGUCCAGCUGUUUAAACUGAUUAAUUGAAUUAAUUUUAUCACGCAUCUACAGCUGAAAGUAUGGAACACGUUCGAUGGUAUUACAACUCAAAUCGUUACUUAAACACCAUCAUUUCUGAACUUGAAAAUGUAUAUAUUUAAGUUAAAGACAUAAUAAACUUUUAUUGAAAUUUGUAUGUUUCGUCGUCUAAGCAAAUGUCUCCCUUUCUUUCACUACCAAUGUCAAAUGAACAUUAUUAACGGGAGUUUUUCAUUUGUUGUGUACAUUUAUGUACUCAGCAUAGAUAUUUCCUGAGGACAAAUAUAACUAGAAGAAUUGUUCUUUUUUAGACUAAAUAAACUAGUUAUUAGAAAAAAAAGAAUGAGUUAAAACAGCAUUUUUUAAUAAAUGAAUACCCAAAUCUAUUUCAGAAUGAAAUUUGUACAUGUAAAUGAAGAAAUAAACACAGAAAUAUGUGGAUUAUUUUUCAAGUUUCAACUUCACAAUUAUAAUAAAAUAACAUAAUGCAAAACUAGUAACCAAAAUCCAGAAUUAAAACCACUAUUUAUUCUGGUAAUUUGAGACAUUUAUUUGUUCUUAAGAUUAUGUUAAGUAAAAGUAAGUGUUGUUGGUUGGGUAUGAAAUUCUUACUUCAUUGACAUGUGUAAGUUAUUUUAAAAGUUUAGUUUGUUGGAAGUUUAAGCACAAAGUAACACAAUGGGCUAUCUGUGUUUUGCCCACCACGGGUAUCAAAACCCGGAUUCUAGCAGUGUAACUCCACAGACGUACCGCUGUGCCACUGGGAGGCUACUUUUAAAAAAAAAGAGUUCUGUAUAUUGUUUUGCUAAAAUCUACGUUAAAUUCCAAUUAUUGUAAAAUUAAAUUGUAGAAACUAAAAUUUCUUGUAAUGGCAAAAAUAAUACACUAAAA
Molecule: messenger RNA, 5034 nt
Organism: Limulus polyphemus (Atlantic horseshoe crab)
Lineage: Eukaryota; Metazoa; Arthropoda; Merostomata; Xiphosura; Limulidae
Exons: 7
Coding region: 265-1599 (444 amino acids)
Molecular function (GO): phosphatidylinositol binding
Source: RefSeq, a predicted model, not a curated record